ACACUUGAGCAUAUCAAUACAGACACGGAAAAACAAUUAUCCCUCAAUAUUAUAUUCCUUUCAUUUCAUGUUAUAUUCCUUUUAUGGUAUCAGACGCUUUCUCUGUUCCAGCGUGACCACAACACUGCUUCCCUUGCGCCGCCUGCUCUGCAAUCACACCAGGCCAUCGCCGACAUCGCAGUCAGGCUUAUCUAGCGCCGCCUCUACUGUGCUGCCCACUGCCACGGCUGUAUUGCUCUGUUCCGGUUCAGUCCCGGCCAAACAAUUCUGUUCCGUUUGAACUCUCUCCAUUCCGGCCGAUCUCCGUUCUAUUUCAUUCGCCGUCAACAGCCUGCCCUGUUCGUGAUUCCGGCCAUUACAGUUCUGUUCGUGAUUCCGGCAAUUUUACGUUCCUUUCAGACACAUAAUUUUGUUCUGUUCUUUUCAUUUGCCGUGUUGCAGAAUUUCUGUUUUACAGUCUCUAUUCUGUUUCCUUGCUGCUUCACAAUGUCUACCGUCGCUGCAUCAACAUCCUCUGUCGCCGUCUCUUUAACAGCAUCCGCAGUUUCCUCCGUUACUGCUCCGGCGAAAUCUGAUUUUCAUCCGGCCCUUGCCGUCACCAACAUCAAAAAUUGCAUUCCCUUUGUGCUAGAAAUGGAAAAGGAUCACUACAGUAUGUGGGCUGAACUGUUUGAAAUUCAUGCUCGUGCCCACAAGGUUAUCGAUCACAUCAUUCCUCAACCAGGCAAGGAAAAACCAGCGCCCACCGAUGCCAAUUUUGAAAUGUGGACAACUCUUGAUUCCACGGUUCUUCAAUGGAUUUAUUCAACAAUCUCCUUUGAUCUACUUACCACUAUUUUGGAAAAAGGAUCCACCGCUAUGGCUGCUUGGAACCGUUUGGCUGGAAUCUUCGAAGACAAUCAAAAUUCUCGUGCCGUUGCCCUCGAACAGGAUUUUUCAUCUACUCGCAUGGAGGACUUUCCUAAUGUCUCUGCCUAUUGUCAGCGCCUUAAGCAACUCUCUGAUCAAUUGAAGAACGUUGGAGCACCAGUCAGCGAAAAUCGUUUGGUCCUUCAAAUAGUGUCCGGACUGUCUGAGCCAUACCGUGGCGUUGCCACCUUGAUUCGCCAGAGCAGAAUCCUACCUUCAUUUUACGAAGCACGCUCUAUGCUCAUCUUGGAGGAAUCCGGCUUGGCAAAAAUGCACAGUACUAGCCCUUCCACUGCAUUGCAUACCGCCGUUUCACGAGACUCAAAUGACUCCUCCCAGCAACGCUCCAACCGUCGUCAGAACAACCGCUCUAGUUCAGGCCGCAACCGCAACAACCAGACUCGCACCGGAGGGCGUGGACAACGCGGUGGUUCUCGCUUUGAUAGUCCUUCAUGGACCUCUCAGCCAUGGCAACAGUCCCAGUAUCCACCCUGGUCACCUUGGGGUUGGACUCCACCUCCUUGGAGUGUGCCUCCAUGCCCCUAUCCCACAUCACAAUGGACUCGUCCCACCGCUCCUUCGAGACAACCAGGCAUCCUAGGUCAGCGCCCUCAGGCCCACACCGCCACGGCUCCCCCAGCCGCCACUGAUAUUGCAGGUGCUAUGCACACCAUGUCUCUCACUCCUCCAGAUAGCAUGUGGUACAUGGACACUGGAGCAUCGUCCCAUACAGCAGCAUCUCAAGACGGGGACUCCUCUCAUGAGAUGUGAUAGCCUUGGCGAUCUCUAUCCAGUUACUUCUCCUUCUCACUUUGCUGGUCUUGCUUCCAGUCUAUGGCACAGCCGUCUCGGACAUCCCAGUUCUUCUACUUUGCAGUCUCUUCAUAAAAAUAAGUUCAUUAGUGGUGAACAUUUACAUUCCAAGACUAUUUGUAAUUCCUGUGUGUUUGGAAAACAUAUUAAGUUACCUUUUGAUUCAUCAAAAAAUGUUACUUUAAUGCCGUUUGAUAUUUUACAUAGUGAUUUAUGGACAUCACCGAUUUUAAGUU
Molecule: messenger RNA, 1958 nt
Organism: Trifolium pratense (red clover)
Lineage: Eukaryota; Viridiplantae; Streptophyta; Magnoliopsida; Fabales; Fabaceae
Exons: 2
Coding region: 487-1680 (397 amino acids)
Source: RefSeq, a predicted model, not a curated record